AUGGCCCGCAAGCAAGCUCCACAGACACAGUACACGCCGCUUUCUCCUUCGCAACUGUCGGAAGAUGCUGAUCUCCGUCAAGUUGACGACCGGGUAUCAUUGAGCGUAGGGGAUUACGACCCUGGGACGUUUGUUCAGCUCGCCCAACUUUCUUCGGCGCCGACCGCUACACCGGCUGACUCACGGCAAACCAUGGAGCGUCAAAGUGCAGUUGCCUCUUUAAGUGUCGAUGCAGCGGGGAAAGCACUUACUGCUGGUGGUAGUGCUGCUAGCGAAGGGCCAAAUGCUGCGCAAGAGCCCCCCACUACCUUUGCCUGGACACCGAAGGCUGCCGAAGCGCUAUUGCGUGUGCGCUACGAGACGAUGCGUGACCGCUUUCAUCGCAAUAAGAGUGCGAAGCAGCUCUCCAUUGCUUGGGGGCUUGUGGCAACGGAGACCUCGCGACUUGGCGGGCUCAUCGUCGACGCGAAGCAGUGCAAGUCAAAGGUACUGUACGACUAUUGA
Molecule: messenger RNA, 504 nt
Organism: Phytophthora nicotianae INRA-310
Lineage: Eukaryota; Oomycota; Peronosporomycetes; Peronosporales; Peronosporaceae
Exons: 1
Coding region: 1-504 (167 amino acids)
Source: RefSeq, a predicted model, not a curated record